AUGAGCGGCACGCGACGCGAUGCCCCGCCGCAUCACAAGCACAAGGACAGCGUUCCUGACGCGGGGCUGAGAAGUCUCGAUCAUUAUAAAAGAGCGCUGCCAAAAUGGAGAUAUAACUUGCGACAACAGGCGCUCCCGCUCAUCCGCUGGGAGACGCCGUAUCUGGCUGCUCUCCAGAGCAAGUUGCGCACCCCGGCGCUCGACAGCUACUUCGCCAUCACGGCCAACCUGGGCACGCACACCUUCUUCAUGAUCUUCCUGCCCAUGCUGUUCUGGGGUGGCUAUGCGGCCUUUGCCAAGGGAUUGGUCCACAUCUUGGCGCUGGGUGUCUUCUGGACAGGCUUCAUCAAGGACUUUUACUCGCUGCCCCGGCCACUGUCGCCGCCGCUCAACCGCAUCACCAUGUCUGGAUCCGCCGCGCUCGAGUAUGGCUUCCCUUCGACUCAUAGUGCCAAUGCCGUGUCCGUUGCCGUCUACGCCAUUCUGCACCUGCGCGACCCCCUCAACACCUUUUCCGACACGACAAAGCUGCUCCUCGAGAUCCUGUCGUACUUUUAUGCUGUGUCGAUUGUCUUUGGGCGACUCUACUGCGGUAUGCAUGGGUUCUUGGACGUUAUCAUCGGAUCUAUAAUGGGGGCUGGUAUCACCGUCCUGGAAUACUAUUACGGGCCGCCAUUGGACGCCGCAAUGCAGCACGGCACUUGGCUGGUUCCCGUCAUCGCUGGCUUGGUUGUUGUCGUCUUUGUGCGAAUUCAUCCCGAGCCUGCAGAUGAUUGUCCGUGCUUCGACGAUAGUGUCGCCUUCGCCGGCGUAGUAAUCGGCUUGGAAGUCGGCACUUGGACUGUCGGAAGGACUUUCCUAGCUGGCGCUGAGUCUAGCAUGGGUGUUUUGCCGUAUGUGUCGUGGGUUAUAGCGGCAAGGAUGGUUGUGGGAAUCAUUGCCAUUUUUGUUUGGCGCGAGACUAUGAAGCCUACACUGCUCAAGGUCUUGCCUCACCUAUUCCGUCUUAUCGAGUCGACCGGCUUUGACCUGCCCCGAAGAUUCUUUACGCCCGCUAGCGAGUACAAGUCUGUGCCUCCCGGAUCGCGGUUGGAUACAUUAUUCCCGACAGCCUCUGAUUUUCCUCGCAUGGUUGAGAGUAUUCGACAUCCCACAACUCGAGGUCGAUCGGUCUCUAUCGGGCCUCAGAGCGCGGCGGAUGCAUACGAAACCUUGGCUUACCGGGAACGGCAGCGACGGGACAGCAUUGGAAGCAAUGCAAGUCUCAAGAGCAAAUCAAGCAAUAUGGAUCUCAAUGGCAAAGAGGAAGAUAAGUCAGGCAAGGGAGCACAAACUUCAGGUGCCCAGAAGGCAGCGUUUAAUGAUAAUGAGUCGCUGAGAGGUCCCAAUGACAUUCUGGUUAUGCAGGGAUCAGAGAACGGGAACCCGGAUAUUUAUCUUUCCAUGGAGGAUGCGCGUGACGAGAAAGAAGUCUUUUCUCAGCUGGUGAAGCCGCGAGUGAGAUAUGAUGUCGAAGUUGUCACGAAACUCGUGGUUUAUGCAGGUAGGAAUCCAACAUUGCAACCCUUGAAUAUCGAGAAGACGACUAACGAGACAAAACCAUCACAGGAAUCUCCUCAUUAUAAAGCCAUAGACCAACUUGAAUUUUACCUCUGCAACUGCUUUUCCCCGCCAAAAAUGUCCGACUACGAGGAUGAGAUGGACGUUGAUGGUCCUGGUCCAUCCGCCGAUAUCACAUUCUCGGCUGAGGCGACCAAGGGCAAACGGAGUGCUGCUAACCUGCCGGUUGAAGUUGAAGAUACCCUGCCAUGGGUUGAAAAGUAUCGUCCAGUAACGCUCGACGAUGUGUCCGGCCACCAAGACAUCCUAGCUACCAUCAACAAGUUUGUCGAGUCGAAUCGCCUCCCUCACCUGCUUCUCUACGGACCUCCCGGCACGGGAAAGACGUCUACCAUCUUGGCCCUAGCACGACGAAUCUACGGCACUGCCAACAUGCGCCAGAUGGUGUUGGAGUUGAACGCCUCCGACGAUAGAGGCAUCGAUGUUGUCCGAGAACAGAUUAAGACGUUUGCUAGCACAAAACAAAUCUUUUCCAUGGGCAGCAGUGCAGCAAAGGGCAAUUCGAUUGCAGGGUUCAAGCUCAUCAUCCUGGACGAGGCGGAUGCCAUGACCAACACCGCACAGAUGGCACUACGAAGAAUCAUGGAGAAGUACACGGCAAACACACGGUUUUGCAUCAUUGCCAACUACGCUCACAAGCUCAGCCCCGCCCUGCUGUCCCGUUGUACGAGAUUUCGGUUCAGUCCGUUGAAGGAGGGGGACAUUAGGGUGUUGGUGGAGAAGGUUGUAGAGGAGGAGAAUGUCAAGAUCCAGGGUGAAGCCGUGGAUGCACUGGUGAAGCUGAGCAAGGGCGACAUGCGAAGGGCAUUGAACGUGCUUCAGGCUUGUCAUGCAUCAAGCACACCAUUGAGACUAAAGAACGAACCCAAGCCGCCGGAAAGCGAGAUCAAGCGCGAGACAAUUACGACUGAAACGAUUUACAACUGCAUUGCGGCGCCUCAGCCUGAUGCCAUCAAGGAGAUUAUGGAGACGCUCUUGAGCACGCCGGACGUGACGAGCUGUCUGAAUACGAUUAAUGCGCUGAAGACAACGCAGGGCCUAGCGCUGGCAGAUAUUAUCACAGCGCUGAUGGAGCAGCUGACGAAGCUCGAGGUGAGCGCAGAGGUUAUGAUUACCUGGCUGGAAGGCCUGGCGGAGAUUGAGCACAGAGUUGCUGGAGGAGGCAGCGAGAUGGCGCCCAGCACCGCCGGGCUUCCCUUGCAUUCGGGAGCCGACGUCCACAAGAUCCCGCAGAUCCUGCCGCGAGAGCGCGUCUUUCCCAUCCAGAUUGGCGGCGAGCUGUUCAAGCUGUCCGGCGCAUCUCUAUCCUCUGAUGCGCCGUCUUAUUUCUCGCAAUACUUUCUCUGCCAGAUCAAAGUGGCUGAGAGCAAAGGCGAAGACCCCUCCUCCACGAUCCGGACGCUGUACAUCGAUCGCGAUCCCAAGACAUUUAGAGACAUUGCGCUGCACCUACAAGGAUAUCAUGUGAAGCCGCGGGACGGGACGCACUUUCUUAACGAGGAGAGCAUCUUCAUGUCCAUCGGCCAUCGGGAAUUCCAGAUUCCUCGCGACGUCCUCAACGAUCCUGCUAAUUCCCCAAACUACUUCUCCCUCGGCUUCGCUCUCUUCUUCUCCCAGCCAAACGACCUCUUCCCUGGCCUCGAUCGCGAGGGGCUGAUACGCCCGCCCUCUAUACUUCCUCCUUCGGUUCCCAACCGCAACGCCGACACCUUUGCCGAGCUGCUACGCUUGUUGCGUGGGUAUCCGGUCAGCAUUCGCGACGAGAAUCAUCGACAAGAGCUCCUUCGCGACGCUCGAUACUUUCACUUUAAAGGCAUCGAACAGCAGCUUGUUCCGCACUCCAUCAGCUAUAACCCUUUGCGCCAAAUCGAAGAGAUUGCCUUGCGGCUGGAGAAUGUGCAAAAGAGUGGCGUUAGCAUCUCAACUGAAGAGUCCGACGGGGCCUCGCGCUCCUCCGUCAGGCAUGUCAAGUAUGCACGCCCAUAUGUCGACAAUAAGCCGGCAGAGUUGGUAUUGGAGAUUGGAGGAACCACGGCCAAAUUCGUCUUCUCAGCAGAAGGGGUGAGAGCCGAGUUCUUUGGCGGCACAAAGGCUAGGGUGGCGAGAAUGUUAGAGGUGGUUGCGACAAAGCUCAAUCUGCCUCCGACCACGCAGCCACUGGGCCUCCUCAUGGCGUCAGGGGGUGCCAGUUCGCAACCAGCCACGCCAGGCAACACUCCUCUCAGUGAGGAUCUCGUACGGGUCGUCUUUGAAGCAGAGUCGUCAAUCAUCCUUAAUGGUGAAGACUAUGAGGCAGAUCUGAGCAACUACGAAGCCGAAGAUGCCACUCCUGCUAUUACCCCUGAUACUGAGACUCCUGUGAAUCCCAGAAAGCGCCGGAGGACGGGCGAGAGCAUCGAUAUUGGCCUUCCUCACGAGGGCCAAGAAUGGGCUGUUAAGACCGGACAGUUUAGGCUACGCAUUCAGGAGAGCAAGAGCGGCAAAAGCGCUGUCGAGUGCGUUUUCGUGGCCGUGAAGAUUGAUGCUGUGAGCUCGGAAAGGGGUAGGAAUAAGACGAGAAAAUUCCUUAGCGACUGA
Trichoderma harzianum CBS 226.95 is the source of this 4197-nucleotide messenger RNA. RefSeq lists its product as hypothetical. The record is from RefSeq and is a predicted model, not a curated record. Gene Ontology annotation, biological process: DNA replication. Lineage: Eukaryota; Fungi; Ascomycota; Sordariomycetes; Hypocreales; Hypocreaceae. The transcript has 10 exons. Gene Ontology annotation, molecular function: ATP hydrolysis activity; ATP binding; DNA binding. The coding region runs from base 1 to 4197 and encodes 1398 amino acids.